ACAACUUCUUCGACUACUCCAGACCCCUAUCCCACAUUCAAACUGUCUCUCUUAAUAUUCACCCUUCUCCGCCGUCCUUCCAUAAUGUCUUUGAAACGAAAAGCCUCUACCCUCCCGGCCAAUGACGCCAAAAAGGCCAAAGCUGACGGGUCUAUCACCUCGUUCUUUGGAAUUCCCAAACCCGUUGCCUCAGCUCCCAAGACCAUUUCCUCAACUACCGAAGUGAACGGCACUUCCAUCAAGCAAACUACUGCUACGGAGGCUCCUGAAUGGGAUAAAGAUGCGUGGGUGAAGAAGCUGAGUGAUGAGCAGAAGACACUGUUGGCGCUGGAGAUUGAGACGAUGCAUGAGAGCUGGUUGAAAGUAUUGAGGACCGAGAUUACAAGCCCCGGGUUCUUAGAAUUGAAGCGGUUUCUACAAAGGGAAGCCCAGGCUGGGAAGAAAAUAUUUCCUCCUAGUGAGGACGUUUAUUCUUGGUCACGACACACACCCUUUAACACCGUCAAAGCCGUAAUCAUCGGUCAAGACCCCUAUCACAACGUCAACCAAGCUCACGGGCUCUGCUUCUCCGUCCGCCCCCCUACUCCCGCACCCCCUUCGCUAAGAAACAUCUACAAAUGUCUCCAAAAUGAUUAUCCUGACUUCACCCCACCGCCCAACAACUCUGGCCUCUUGACCCCCUGGGCAGACCGCGGCGUGCUCCUCCUCAAUACCUGUCUCACUGUCCGCGCGCACGAAGCCAACUCUCACGCGAAUCGCGGCUGGGAGAAAUUCACGCAGAAGAUCAUCAAUCUCGUGGCCGAGAAGAGGACACAAGGAGUGGUAUUUCUGGCGUGGGGCACACCGGCUGGGAAGCGUGUUAUGUCUGUGGAUCGCAAGAAACACCUGGUCUUGCAGAGUGUGCAUCCGAGCCCGCUAAGUGCAUCGAGGGGCUGGUUUGAUUGUGGGCAUUUUAAGAAGACAAAUGAGUGGCUGGUCACUAGAUAUGGUGAGGGGAGCGAGAUUGAUUGGAAUCUGGGCGACAAGGCAGCUGCUGCUGAGGCCUAGGGAGAUGUUCGAGGGUUGCAAUGGGUUUUCGGAGUAUGUGAGCGAGUUUGGCCACGCAUGAAAGACAGCGCCGUCUAGAGAUGAUGAUAUGUUCUGUUGUUUUGUAUGGAGUCAUGGUGUUCUAGACUUUUAGACUGAGAAUUAUCCCUUGAUCAAGGUCACAACUGGCGUCCUACAUGUAGUAUUGCAUAGAUGAGGAGUCGAAACUAAGG
This is a messenger RNA of Amorphotheca resinae ATCC 22711, 1259 nucleotides long. RefSeq lists its product as hypothetical. Gene Ontology annotation, cellular component: mitochondrion; nucleus. The transcript has 2 exons. Bases 85 to 1047 code for a protein of 320 amino acids. Lineage: Eukaryota; Fungi; Ascomycota; Leotiomycetes; Helotiales; Amorphothecaceae. Gene Ontology annotation, molecular function: uracil DNA N-glycosylase activity. Gene Ontology annotation, biological process: base-excision repair, AP site formation via deaminated base removal; base-excision repair. The record is from RefSeq and is a predicted model, not a curated record.